Molecule: messenger RNA, 999 nt
Organism: Aspergillus wentii DTO 134E9
Lineage: Eukaryota; Fungi; Ascomycota; Eurotiomycetes; Eurotiales; Aspergillaceae
Product: quinone oxidoreductase family protein
Exons: 2
Coding region: 1-999 (332 amino acids)
Biological process (GO): cellular response to oxidative stress
Cellular component (GO): cytoplasm
Molecular function (GO): zinc ion binding; quinone reductase (NADPH) activity
Source: RefSeq, a predicted model, not a curated record
AUGUCUCUCCCAUCCACCAUGAAGGCCAUCCUCACCGAACAGACCGGUGGCCCUGAAGUCCUCCAGUUUAAAUCCGACCACCCCGUCCCCGUCCCCCAAGAAGGCCAAUUGCUCGUCAAGAACAACAUCUCCGGCAUCAACUACAUCGACACCUACUUCCGCACUGGUCUCUACCCCGCUCCUAAACCCGAAGUCCUGGGCCGUGAAGGUGCCGGUACUGUUGUCGCCUUGGGACCCGGUCCCAACACAUACAACUUCAAGGUUGGUGACCGUGUUGCUUGGUUAGGCACAAGUGGAUAUGCCGAGUACACGGCUGCCCCUGCAAGCAAGACGAUCAAGAUCCCCGACGGUAUCACCGAUGAGGAUGCCAUCGCUGCGUUCCUGAGUGGAAUGACUGUCUUGUCGUUAGCCAAGGAGACGUAUACUGUUCAAAAGGGCGACUGGGUCCUCCUGCAUGCUGCUGCUGGUGGCGCGGGUAUCCUUAUGACUCAGGUCCUCAAGUCCAUCGGGGCCAAGGUUAUUGGUACUGCGGGUGGUCCGGAGAAGGUCGCUCUGGCGAAGAGCCUGGGUGCAGAUGUCGUUAUCGACUACCGCAGUGAGGAAGGAAAAGACUGGGUGAAGAAGGUCAAGGAAGCCACUGGUGGACAGGGUGUUGAUGUCGUCUACGACUCAGUUGGAAAGGAUACCUGGGAGGGAAGUCUGGAGGCCGUCAAGAGAAAGGGUACUAUCGUCUGGUUUGGUAAUGCCAGUGGCCCUGUGCCUCCAUUGCCUCUUCCAAAACUCUCACCCAAGUGUGUUAAGGUCGCCCGUCCCGCGCUCUUCGGAUACAUUGAAACUCGUGAAGAGUUCGAAUUCUACGUCAACGAGCUGUUCAGUCUUCUCAAGUCCGGUAACCUCAAGGUCAAGGUCCACAACGUUUAUCCUUUGGAGGAGGUUGCUCAGGCUCACAAGGAUCUCGAGGGAAGAAAGACCACCGGAAAGCUUCUUCUCAAGGCUUAA